Leguminivora glycinivorella is the source of this 588-nucleotide messenger RNA. RefSeq lists its product as uncharacterized. The record is from RefSeq and is a predicted model, not a curated record. The transcript has 3 exons. The coding region runs from base 40 to 507 and encodes 155 amino acids. Lineage: Eukaryota; Metazoa; Arthropoda; Insecta; Lepidoptera; Tortricidae.
GCGCGUCACCUAUCUUCCGCUAUUUUACUUUAAUCAAAGAUGGCGAUGAAAAUGCAACCGUUUCUUCACGAAGUGCGAUACGAAUUAUAUACCUGGCUUGAACAAGUCUUGCUGCAACUAGGAGACUUGUUUGAAAUCCGCAUAGUAUGGAACAGUGACACCGCAGUCUUGACAGGGGCAUUUGCUCUGGCCGGAGGGCUGGUUGGAGGGUAUGCGGGCGGCAGGAAGGGGGCUGCGCUGGGGGUCGGUAUCGGCGGUGCAGCGGGCCUUGGGGUCUCUAGAUAUGUCUCCCUUCGAGAAAUCUGGGCUUCAGUAAAACACCAGCUCAAAGAGAUCCUGUUCAUCAUCCUCAACUAUCUCCGACGCUUGGACCCAGGGGACUACUGCCACGCGUUGGAGCUCUUUCUAGCCUGCUCGGCUAGUCGGAGGGAACUGGUGCUAACUUUAUUGGAGUUCAUCGCUUCUAAAUUAGGGAAGGAAGUGCUAUCUAGUAUUACUGCGGCGUAGGACUGGGGUAGGGAUUUAGUAAAGGUGUGAUGUGCUAAUGUUGAAAAUUUUAGCUUUGUGAUUAAAAAUUUCACUGUUUCA